GUACAAGCAGCUGGACUGCACUUCCGCAUGUGAUAGUGAAUGGUGGAAGCUCCUACCACUAAUAGAAAUUUCGUAUUUUACUAUUUUUAAUGGACGGAAUUAAUAUUUUAAAUGAAUUAAUGACAUAGUUGCAAUAGAAACCCAGCUGGACAAAAGGUAAAGCAACAGUUUCUCCUCAGACACCAGUAGGAAUCAUGGGUCGGCUGCCGCAAGGUCCAAAGACGGCACACGUCAAUGCCAGCUAUGGACCCGAUGCAGAUAUCAUGAAGUUCUUCUCAACUACCUACUCCUCAACCUACGGCAAAGAUGGCUACAGUCCAAGAACCGGGAAGCAUGUUGGGACAGGCUACCAGUCCAACUUCCGUCCUGGAGUGUACUACAGCCAGCGCAUUGAUAUAUUGGACAACCCAGCCAUGGAGAAACUCUUACGCAAGCAUUAUACCUCCAUCACAAAAAUGCACUUCAACCCGUCCCGUGAUUCUGAUGGUCGCGACCCCUUACCUUUAAAUCUGACACAGGUUGGAAGUGGCUUCACGAGACAAGAUCCCAUCACAACACCCACUGUCAAUAAUGUACGGCAUGUUUGUGUUGAUACUCGUAACCAUGGUAUUGGGCCAGCCAUCAGUGGCGUUCUUCCCAAGCACAGACCACUCCUUCACAAACUCCAAUCUAAGGAUCCAGUAUCAACUGAAAAUGCUGCACAUGGGCCUGGCUUCAUGUCAACUGAGUCCAAAGUUCGUUUCCAAGGAAGGCCGAGUGUACGUCUUGAUACAUCGACCAAAACUGUUGGCAAGAAGGAAGGGUCAGGAUACACACAUGCCUACAACGUUGAACCAAUCCAAUUUCAUCCUGGGUCUUCAUUUUCCAAUGAGCUGCCAGGUUUCUACACUGAUCGUCCAACUGGUGUGAGUGUUAUGAAGACUUCAUUUUUGCCAUCAAAAUAUAUGCAGGGAGAUGAGAAGUUACCAGUUGUUGCCAACCGAUCGGAACGAGAGACUGGAUUCACUCAUGAGAAGGCAAAACCACUCUAUGUCAAUAGAGUCAUGACAGAGGCUUACACCACCAAUGAUCAAGUGCCCAGUGCCGUUGAGGACAGAAUGAAAAAGUCUGAUCCUGCUGAGUAUCUGAACAUGACCAAUCCCGACAAUCAUUCCUCCAUUACCUCCAAGAGUUUCCAGGGUAAACAGAGACCUGCACGUAGCGAGCACGAACGACUUGGAAGGUACUACGUUGGGAAUAAGGAACUGUCAGGAUAUAGUGACAACAAUGAUAAACCACAAGCACAGAUUCCUGUUGAGCCAAUGAGAUGGAUAAGUCAUUAUGACACAAAAUUCUACAACAUGAAUCCUAAGGGUAAAGCCCGAGCUGGUCGUACAUUUGGUAAUGUCAUGGAUCAACUACCUGAUGGUUUCACUAAGAGUACAGCUGUCCAUUCCUAUGGUCCUGAGAUUGAUUCAACAGCUCAGCUUCGACAGCUUCAUCCCUAUGUGGCAAGGAGCAUCAAGGCUCGAGACACUUUCUACGAUGACCAUAUCCAUGAUGCCAAGAAACACAUGAGCUUCAAUCAUAACAUCCCCCAAGUCCUUGCCAGUGUAUAAGGCAGUUCAUUCAGCCUGGGUGGAGUCUUGACAGAACACUAUGGUUGCAUUCGAGCAUGCUACUCAUGUUAACUAGUAUACAAUAUACUCCUGAGUGCAUGAUCAGCAUGAGUACGACCCACAGGUCAACGAAAGAACAUACUCUGUUAUAGCAGGGCUAUGCUCUUGGUCCGAGUGUAAUGCUCUUAAACCAUCUUCAUGCAUUCGGAAGUCAACAUGAGUAGCAUGCACAAAUACACCCUGUAUGCUUACUGACUCAGAGAUAUAUACCUUAAUCCACAUUCAUUAUCCUAACAGUGAAGAGAGAAUACUUGGUUGUGUACAGGUCUGGUCAGAACAUCAUCACACCAUACAUGUGUAUCAUGCAGUAGAAAACGUCUCUGUUUUCACAAAAGCUCAGAAUGCUCCUUCCUGAAAUGUUAGAUUCAAAGCUCACUUGGAUUCUUCCUUGAAUGAAGUUUCAGUCUUGUGAAUACCUGAAAAUGUAAAUAAAUCCAAGUAACCUGCUGUGACCAUUGCGAACAACCACCCGUUCAAAAAAGUAAUAUGUUAUUGUCAUUAGCAACAAUUUAGAAGUGUGUGAUUUGUCGUAUUGGUACACUGGUCUAUGUUCAAUGCAUUCAUACUAUUAAAUGCUAUCCCAUGCUCCAAGACGACAGACACCAGACAUGCCAGAUACUUAAAUAGAUGCACUCUUAUAGGAUGACGGCUAGUUAUUAACAUUUCACCUUUAAGAAAUCAUGAUAGAUUUCUUUUGAUUUUUCUUCAAAAAUGUUGGCUAUGGUUUGACCAUCAUAUAUUCUGCAGUGAGAAUAUUUUUAGCACAAAGUGGUAAUUAAUGUCAAAUAUUUUUUUUUGAAUGUCAUAAGAAUCAAACACUAAACAGUUAAUGCAUUAACUGCCUUUUGUAUCAGCAAUGCCGUGUUUUUGUAAAAUUGUAAUUGCAUUGUUACUGCUUCCAGUUUUCUUUUGAGGGUAAAUUAUAAUUUUUGUACUUCAGCUAAAUCUUUGUUUUCCAUUUUUCCUUCUGUUGCUUCUUCCAUUUUAUUUUUACUGUUUUGGCAUUGACUUUUGUGAGUCAAAUGAACAAAUUAGUUAGUAGUUUUUCAAAGGCUGUUUUGACUGAUUCACUGCUUUCACUAUUGUCCAUUGCUUUACCCAUCGCUUCCUGCAAUGUGAAAUUUUUUAAGUCACAUAAGUUUUUUAUCAAUAAGGCAGUUGACAUAUAACGCAACUUAAUUGCCAUUGCAUGAGAAACCAAGAUUUUUGUCUGAUUACAUAAUAAAAAUGUUUGCAUAUAGUAGUAUUUUGAAGCACGAUAAUGAAAUGUAUAUGGAAUGUAGUUUAAAGUAAAAAUCCCCUUUAAUGGAAUAA
This is a messenger RNA of Acanthaster planci (crown-of-thorns starfish), 2972 nucleotides long. RefSeq names its product stabilizer of axonemal microtubules 4-like. Gene Ontology annotation, molecular function: phosphatase binding. The record is from RefSeq and is a predicted model, not a curated record. NCBI's taxonomy places the organism in Eukaryota, Metazoa, Echinodermata, Asteroidea, Valvatida, Acanthasteridae.